Messenger RNA from Plasmodium malariae, 1257 nucleotides. RefSeq names its product nucleolar preribosomal associated cytoplasmic ATPase, putative. The transcript has a single exon. The record is from RefSeq and is a predicted model, not a curated record. Lineage: Eukaryota; Apicomplexa; Aconoidasida; Haemosporida; Plasmodiidae. Bases 1 to 1257 code for a protein of 418 amino acids. Gene Ontology annotation, molecular function: GTPase activity.
AUGAAAUACGGCCAAGUGGUAGUAGGUCCAGCGGGUAGUGGAAAAACGAACUACUGCAAAUUAAUGAAAGAAUUUAUGAAAAUAAAAAAAAGGAAUUGCUACGUUGUUAACUUAGAUAGCGCAAGCGAAGAAUAUUACUAUGAAAGAAAAAAGAGAGCAAUAAAUACAACAUCCAAUAUUGAAAAAGAAUUAAAUAAUUAUUAUGAUGCAAUAUAUGAUAUUGACAUAAGAAAUUAUGUUGAUGUAAAUAGUUUAAUGGAAGAACAAAUGCUUGGUCCAAAUUGUGCUUUAUUAAAAAGUGUAGAAUUAUUAUAUGAAAAUUCAUAUUUACUAGAUGAUGAAUUAAAUGCUUAUGAUGAAGAUGAUAAUUAUUUUAUAAUCGACACACCAGGACAAAUCGAAUUAUAUACACAUACAGAUUAUUUCAAAAAAAUAUUAAAUAUAUUUACAGAUAAAAAUAUAAAAUUAAUUGUUGUCUUUAUGAUUGAUAUAUCUUUUAUAAGCUCAAAUACAAAAUUAUUGUCAGCAUAUUUAACUAGUUUAUCAACUAUGAUAAAUUUUGAAUUACCUCAUAUUAAUAUAUUAACAAAAUGUGACCUAUUAAUAAGUCGAAAUUAUUAUGAAGAAUUUAAAAAAUUUAAAUAUAAAAAUAAUUUUUUUUUUCAAAGACAGCUAUAUAAAAAAAUUAAUAAAAAAAUAAAGACGAUAAAAAGUACGACUAACCGCGAAUCGGAAGAAGCUAAUAAUAAUAAUAAUAAUAAUAAUGGUAAUAACUGUAAUGAUGAUGGUUUUUUAAAGGAGCUAGAAUAUAUAAAUAACAAAAAGUCCUUCAGAGAUGAGUACGUCUUAUACUCUGACUAUGAUGAUAAUAGAAGUAUUUCUAGUUAUUCCUCACUAAAUAUGUCUGAAGGGAAUAAUGAAAAUUCAUAUACUAAUUUUUCAGGGCAUAGUAGUAGUAAUGACACAGUACGGUCUGAAGAAAUUGAAGAAAAAACGUACCAAAGAAAUUAUGAAAAAUUAAAUGAAAUACUUGCUCUAGAUCCCCAUGAUAUUAUUAUAACUGCCAAUAAAUGUUUGUCGAAAAAAUACUACAAAUUAAAUAGUGCCCUUGCGAAUAUUAUAGAAGAUUUUAAUUUGGUUUCCUUUUUACCCUUAAAUAUUUAUGAUGAUGAUAAUGUUGAUUUUAUAAUAAGCUCUAUAGAUAUGAUAAUACAGUAUGGAGAAGACAAGGAUGUGAAUGAUAACUAUGAUAUGUAA